Molecule: messenger RNA, 1893 nt
Organism: Fonticula alba
Lineage: Eukaryota; Rotosphaerida; Fonticulaceae
Exons: 1
Coding region: 1-1893 (630 amino acids)
Cellular component (GO): endoplasmic reticulum
Molecular function (GO): mannosyltransferase activity
Source: RefSeq, a predicted model, not a curated record
AUGGCCUCCUCUCCACCUGGCCUCCGGGCUGCCGGCACGGCGGUCCUGGUCCUCGGGGACAUCGACCGCAGUCCGCGCAUGUGCUUGCAUGCGGAAUCCCUGGCCCGGCGGGCCGAGCACCUGGCCGCCCACACUUCGGCCCGGGCACCGGUCUUCCUGAUUGGUUACACGUCCGAUGCGUUGCGGGGAAAGCUCCUCUCGCCCGCUCCUAUCCCUGGCGCUCAGUGUCCGGCUGUCGGCUGCAAGCACGCUCCCUGGGACCUGGCUUGCGCGCGACAGGCAUCCGCCCAGCAGGCCGGCCGAGAGGCACUCCUUCCGGCGGGUCUGGCCAGGCACCAGUGUGUGCGAUUGGUGCCCCUUCAGCGUCCGGGGUCCCGGCUGCUUGGCCAAGGCCCGGCCCAUCCCGUGGCUCUUGCUUGGCGUGCUCUUCGGCGCCUGGCCGGCCAGUGGCUAAUGAUCGUGUGGCUGCUGUGCUUCAGCCUCCAGCACCUAGAGGCCGUGGUGGUUCAAACCCCUCCGGCCAUUCCGACGCUCAUGGCGCUGGCCGCUGCGCGCAUGGUGCUGCGUCUUCGCCGAGUGGCCAGGAGCCUUGCCGGGCUUCCAGACCGGGCGCCCACGCGCAUGCUGGUCGACUGGCACAACUAUGCCUUCACCUUGAUGGGUCGACCGACGGCCGAUGGGUCGUUGACGACGGCGGUGGCCACCACUCGUCGGACGGGCGAAAGUCGCCUCAUAGUAUUGGCGAGGUAUGUUGAGCGGCAGUUUGGCCGCUGGGCCGGGGACCGCCACUUGGCCGUGACGGAAAGCAUGGCCCGGGACCUGGGUGCGGCUCUUGGCCGGCCGGCCGGCCCGAUCCACGUCCUGUAUGAUUGGCCCGGGGUCACAUUCGGUCGGGUUUGGUGGCACAGCCUGCACACAUGCUGCGAAGGGGCCUGCGACCGUGCGGCCGGAGGCCCCCAAGGCGCGUGUCCCAUGCACCGGCAGCGCAUGCUCCGGGCACAUGGGCUCCUGGCCAGCCUGCAGGCCGAACACCUUGGCCGCCAUGCGUGGGCCCGCGAUUGCCCCCCCGAGGCAACCCUCUGGACUGUGCGCACCCCGGCUGGUGUGGUGCAAGAGCGCCAGGGCCGGCCAUUGAUUGCGGUGAGCUCAUCCAGCUGGACACCCGAUGAGGAUAUGGGCCUGCUGCUGCGGUGCCUUGUGCUGCUGGACCAACAGCUGGCCACUCCUCCCGGCGGGGCGGCCAAGCGCCGUCGCUUGGUUCUUUUCAUGACUGGCCGCGGUCCGCUGCAGGGCCCCUUCGUAGAGGCGCUGGCGCGGGUUUCGCUGGUGCAUGUGGCCGUGGUUUGCACGUCCUGGAUGGCCUUUGACCAGUAUGCGACCCUGCUCGGCACGGCGGACUUCGGCCUGAGCAUGCAUGUCAGCUCCUCCGGGCGGGAUUAUCCGAUGAAGCUGGUGGACAUGGCUGGCGCCGCGUUGCCGGCCGUGUCGAUCGGCUUCCCAGCCGUGGCGGAGCGCCUGUUCGACCCGGCGGCGACCGAUGCUGCCGGUGAGUCCGGCCAGGGGCCCGGGCAUAUGGCUGGGCUGGUUGCCUGGCCUCUUGGACUCGGGCCAUUUGCCGACAUGCCGGCGCCAUCGUUCACGGAGCCGGCGCAUGGCGGCCUCCAGGAAAACCCGCUCCAGCGGCUUGCGCAUGCGCGCGAGCAUCUGGCAACCCAGUUGGCCACCUGUGUCGAGUCUUUGAUGGGUACCGAUGACCGACUGAGGCGCUUAUCCGAUGCGGCUCUGGAGCUGCGCUAUGGCCGGGCGGUGGCCGGCGAAAGCAUCCGCCUGCCACGGCUGCUCACCUGGGAAGAGUCCUGGCAGGCGACCGUCUUGCCAUUGUUGGAGGGGUGA